This is a messenger RNA of Echinostoma caproni, 309 nucleotides long. Lineage: Eukaryota; Metazoa; Platyhelminthes; Trematoda; Plagiorchiida; Echinostomatidae. The record is from the annotation of a GenBank genome assembly.
AUGACUGUACAGGCUCGGAAUGACGAUGAUUUAGACUGGAAAGACAUAAUGUCUAGAUUGGCUGGAUCUGCAGUUACGGGUGUGCCUACACCGCAAACCAAUUCGAAGUACGAGGAUGGAGAGAUCGAUGCGGCGCCAGUGUUUUUCGAUCACUCACCCGUGACCGGUGCACUUCUUCUGUUGAAAUCAGUUGGUUAUCGUGUACAGAAAGCUGUGGAGGACUUAUUCGUCCACGGGACUCUUCUGGUUCUUUGCUCGGCCCAAAGAGUUACUUGGGAUUUCCUGUUGGUGCUGUUUAAGCUUACAUGA